AUGCAGAACACUAAUUCCACCACCAGAACACGAAUUGCUCCUGGUGGACCACCCCCACCUCUAGUUGCCCUGCCCCCUGGAAAUCGACCACCCAAUUGCACCCGUCUUCUCUACAAAAUCACCCAAAACACCAGAACCACUANCAGAACACGAAUUGCUCCUGGUGGACCACCCCCACCUCUAGUUGCCCUGCCCCCUGAAAAUCGACCACCCAAUUGCACCCGUCUUCUCUACAAAAUCACCAAAACACCAGAACCACUAGUGCAGAAAAAGAACACCACCUGCAAGGAUCUGUUAUACUUUAUCAGACUUGAUUAUUCAGAACCCUACUUCUUGAUUUUGGACCCAAUAAGAGUUGAUUCAGCCAUUCAUUUUUUUGCUUUCAAAAGUGGGCGAUGUUUGCCUGCAUUUGCUCUUGUGGUCAUGUGUGGUCAAUCUUCCAUUCUUGCUCGCAUUAAGGUCUUAGAGAGGGAACAAAUCAUGAGUAGAUUCCAGGAAGUGACAGCUCACUUGGAACAAGCUUUGAGUGGAAUUUCCUAUGAAAAACUAGACAUAACUGAUGAAGUUAAAGAACAGGUUGAGCUCGUUCUUGCUCAGUUCAAAAGAGCCAAAGGAAGGGUUGAGGCACCAGAUGUUGAGCUGUAUGAGGAUCUGUUAUCCCUCGACAUUACGAGUAAUGAUGCAACUGCAGAUCCAGCUGUACUAAGGACAUUGGUUGAAAAGUUAGAGCUAACUGGAAUAGCUGACCUCACACAAGAAUCAUUAGCUUUGCAUGAGAUGGUUUCUGCCAGUGGUGGGGAUCCAGGGGAGAGCAUAGAGAAGAUGUCAAUGCUACUGAAGAAAAUUAAGGAUUUUGUGCAAACGGAAAUUCCCAACACGGAUUCUCUUGCAAGGGAAAAGUCUAUUCCAUUAACUUGCUCUGGACAAGCAUCCAAGGAUGGAGAUCAGAAAUCCCCAGUUAUACCAGAUGAUUUUCGCUGUCCUAUAUCUUUGGAAUUGAUGAGUGAUCCUGUCAUUGUUUCAACAGGGCAGGUAUUGCAACAGGACCUGCUUUUUAACAGCCUAGUCAAUUGCAUUAUAAUCUAUUCUUUCAUGCCUCUUCUUGACUCAAAACUGGCUGUAUCUUUGAUUUUAGCAUUUACUGUGAGUGCACCCAUAAUUGUUUGAGGUUUUUCUUGGCUUCACUUGCUUAAUGGCAAAACAAUGCCCCAGCUAUGGGAAUACCAUACUUGGGGAGUAGCCAUUAGUUAGGUCUGCUAUGUGAAAUUGCAUAAUCUUGUGAGGAUGGCCUUUUAAUUGAGAAAUUUUAAUUUUGUCAGCAAGAACUAGAAAUUUUGGAUCAUGUCAG
This is a messenger RNA of Ilex paraguariensis (yerba mate), 1348 nucleotides long. The record is from the annotation of a GenBank genome assembly. NCBI's taxonomy places the organism in Eukaryota, Viridiplantae, Streptophyta, Magnoliopsida, Aquifoliales, Aquifoliaceae.